Fraxinus pennsylvanica is the source of this 444-nucleotide messenger RNA. The record is from the annotation of a GenBank genome assembly. Lineage: Eukaryota; Viridiplantae; Streptophyta; Magnoliopsida; Lamiales; Oleaceae.
AUGGUAACAAGUGUGCCGGGUAUGGAGGGAUUUCUCCGGAGGCGCGACCUUCCAGGGUUUUGCUGGGUGAGGGAUUUCUCCGGUGGCGCGCCCUUCUGGGAUCAGACAAUAAACAGUAGGUUUGUUAGUGAUGUUCGGAAGCUCGGAUUGGAUAUAAAAGAUAAUUGUGAUCGAAUGAUCAUCGAGAAGAUGGUUAGGGAUAUAAUGGUGGAGAGAAGGGAUGAGUUUUGGCAUAGGGCUAAUCGUAUGGCAAAUUUGGGGGAAAAGGCCAUCAGUGAAGGUGGUUCUUCAUACUGUGGUGAUAAUGUGUGUUGGGGUGUGCUUGGAGGAGAAGGAUUUGAAGAUGGGGUUGUUUCUGGUGACGAACGUGGAGGAGGCGGCCAAAAUCCUUCUUCCGCUAUUGGUGAUGAUGAAGAUGAGGAUGAAGAAUUUAAGUUCCUUUGA